AGAAGAAAAACUCCAACUUCCGCAAUGCAAAUCGCGUAUAUUGUUGUCGUUCGAUCGGAUACAGGUGGGAGAAGAUCACAUCGAUGAGAUGAUUUUAGCCUUGGCGCGCUGAGUCUGUUAUUUUAGCUGUCUGUGGUUAAAGACAGCCGGUAUAAUCCUCAAAAUGAGAAGAACAACAGAAAAUCAAGGAAACUCUCGAACUCUUACAGAAUACUUUUCCCCGAGGAAUAAAGUGAAGGAUCUUGUAUUCCAGCAGGGCUCCCAACCCCACACACCUUUACUCCAGGAGACUCCAAUGAAGCCUUCUCAGCUCAACCGGCUUUCUUACCCGCCUCCUAGGAGAAUGUUGCCACUUCAAAACCCUCAGCUGUACCAAAGGGACAUACUACGUCCAUCAGGGCACCCUCCUCAUCCUCCAGGACCAAGCCAUUCAUUGGGGCUUGUUCCAAGCAGCCCAACUAACAUUGGCCCCUUAGUGAAUAGGUCAAAUCCCAUGCCAAGGGGUAAUCCGGGUCCUCUGCAGCGCCAACACUAUCAACCUCCAGGGUCUUCCUACUCACCGUGGUUUGCUCCAGUCAGCCCAACUGAUAGUACUACAGCUAAUAGGCCUCCCAGUGUCUUUUACCCUGCAGCCCCUCAAUUCAAGAACGAUUCAAGCAAUCACUCCCCAUCCUCCCACAUCAGGAGAGAUCAAGGGACUGAAUCCAUGGUUACUUUGUCCUACUCAGGAUUUAAAAAUUUGACGGCACAAAGACCAGAAUCAAGCAAGGCUCAAUCCAGUGAUGUGAGAAGUCCCAUACAUACUAUCCAGCUCCACAGGCCCCCCCCGAUUCCAUCAUUCUACCCCUGUGCAGUUCAAGACGUUUUCCCGCAGCCCCUCUCACAAUCAAAAGAUUGGAGUCCUGAGAAAAGCCAGUGUCCUUCGUGGGGCUACCAGCCUUCUCCGAGUACCCAGUCUUCUAACAGGAGUAGAGGUGCCAGUUUACCCAUCAUGCACGGUCCUCUUGCCCCUUACCAGGACCAACCAUCUAAACGGGCACCUUCAAGUGAAAAUGUAAUUCCAGAAGGGGUUUGGAAUUCCUCAUCUCAGAAGAGGUGCAGGGAGUUUGAGGACUGUGGAGACGGUGCCAAGAAACUGCGUCUACCAGAUAUAAACUCUGGCAAAGCACAGACACCAAAGCCCACUGUUGGCAACUCACUCACCACUUCGCUGCUGUCUCAGCCGUCAUUGAGGAAUUCUUUAGACUCGGAAGUGUCACCAAAAACCACAGAUAGCCAUCUGUGCACAGAACCAGCACCUGGCCAAUCAACACAUUUGGAACUGUCUUCCACAUUUAAACCCACCCAGUCAUCCUGCGCAUCACUGUCACCAGAACCUUGUAUAAGACGACCAUCAAUUGGGGCAAAGCAAGCCUUUAUAAAUUCCACCCAGGAUCACACUUUGAAGUUACGAGAGUUUAGAUCUUCAAAUCCAGGUGAAGAAAGGAGGAAAAGAAGUGAGGAAAACAAUAAAAGGAAUAAAUCAAGCUCUUUCUUAUCCUCUGAGGUAUUCCAGAAGGACACUAGUAACUCACGUCAUGUUCAGGUAGGCAGACACCACACUGGUCAUACUCAUCGUACCUCCACCUUACCAGUCAAGACCCUGAGCAGAGGUAAUCAUGUGGGGGAGAGCAGAAAGUCGGACAGUAGCACUCCCAAACCCGCCUUAAAAACUAAUUCAGGUUCUCUUAGUUGUCGUACGGUAGAACGGAACAAGACUGCCCGACCACGAAAAUCAGUUGCAAUCCCAAAUGACUUAGAUGAGCUUUUCACCCCUGAUCCCAUGACCUAUGUAGUUGGCCCUUUACAUAAAACUGUGAAGCCCAAGUUAGAUGGGAUCAAAUCCCCCAAUUCAGAGAAAAGUUGGUCAUCCAGCACAGUGAACAGCUCCAACACCUCCGUUGCUGGGUCCUUGUGUUGCAAAAAUAGUUCUCCUCAUGCAGUGGACACCCCAGUCUCUUCCUUGCCAUCAGCGCAACAACCACAAGGCUUGCCAUUUGUGGUUUUAAAGCGGGUAAAACUAGAGGACUUAAAAUCUAUUUGCUCUAAGGACGGUGAACUCAAAAACGUCCAAAUCACUUCUUCAGGAUCGCAGUUUAAAUCUGAUGAGAAACGCACAUCUCUCACCCCCAACAGUGAGAGACCCUGUGCUUCAGAGACUGGCGCAGAAACUGCUACGUCUCAUUGUGCUCAGUCUCCGCUCCUGGACAGGCAGGCCAGUGAAGGGCAUAGAAAGCUGGUGAACGAAGAGGAUCCUAUAGAUGUGGAGAUGGACCUAGGCCUGAGCUUUGCAUUAGAUUUGGAUCCAACUGAGAGCUCCCAUAGCAGUGAGGAGGAGCAGCUGCUUUCUUUGCAGGAGAUUAUGGAGCGUGUUACUAAGCCUCCAGAUACGCCAGAGAAGGGAGCCUUCUCAGGGCCUAAUGCACCUAGACAUCGCAGCUGUCAGUCAAAAACUCAGCCAUUGCCACCCAUCACAAAGUCAGGCAUCUACAAGAACAACCUCGACCAGAUACUGAAGGAAAUAAACAACAAUAAAAAAGUGAAAGAGAUUGAGACGCAACUUCAAACUGCUUGGAAAGAGGACCUGUUGAGAUUAGCUGAAUACGAGGAGGCUGAGGAGAACCAGGAGGAGGGCAUCUCCGCUGAACAACAGGAAUUCCUGCAGCGCUACUCUUUGAUGUCCAAUGCAAUCAGGGAAGUGCCUCCAGGAGAACUUGUGUUCAACCUGGAGAAAUUUGGCCAGAUCUUUGACCCUGACACGCUGCAGCUCAGACAAUGCAUGGUCAAUCCACAAGGGACAGCACAGAAAACGCUUCUUUGGUCCAGCCCUGCUCAACUGAGAUUGCAUGUAAUUAUUGGAUUGUUCCAGGAAGCGUACGACUACUGCUCACCCUGUCCAACUCAGGUUACCCGUUUCCUAUUCAAGAUGAUGUCAGUCCAUAGUGAGAGGAUGGUAUCUGAAAAUAUACUGCAGGCCCUCUGUGACAUUGCGUACACAGCUGCUUAUCAGAUAGUGAAAAAUGGAAGCCAGCUGUUUAAAGUGUGGGUGCCCAGUUUGGCGGAUGUGGCGCUAGUCCUGAUGAAUAUGGGAAUUGCGUUUGUUACUCUCUUCCCUUUUGAGAAUCUUCAGCCUCCAUUUACAGAGGGAGAUUUGCUGGAGGACAUCCACAUCAAUAGUGAGACUCCUUCCAGUAACAGGGAACAGAACACUUUCCCUGAACACAACUGCAACAACAUCUUGAAGUACCUGUCUUACUGUAUGGGCCUCUGUCCACGGGCGUACAGCGACGAUGAACUGCUGUUGCUGCUAACUUUGGUGACACGGUUGGGCCUGGACACGCGGCUCAUCCUCCAGUCCAGUGUGGAACUGUUCCCUCUGCAGCACAAAAUUGUCAACAACAUCAGGGACUGGGACACCAUGCUGCCCCGAAUUUGUCUGGCCCUUACUGAUCUGACAGAUGACCACCACAACAUGUGCCUACUAGUUCAACUGCUGCCUGAGGACACACGUGGAAAGCAACUGCGAGGACAUCUGAGCCUGUCCAUGAUCUCAAAACUGUUGGAUGGAAAUUGUACUUACAAGCCUAGAGGAAAAGAGUUUCAGCUCUCUGACCUGAGGCCGUACCUGCCCCGUAUGCAACCCUCGACCCUCCUCCGGGGCAUGCUGAGCUCCUCCAGCCGAAGUCAGAAAGAUAAAGACGAGAACAUGGCCACCCUCGACCAACAGUCCUACUACCUCUGCUAUAGCCUUCUGACCUUGGCAAAUGAAGCUUCCAAAUUUCAGUUCUUCCCAGCUCAUCAAAAGGAGCAGCUGCUGUUUUUAUGCUGUGAGCUGGAAACGCACAUUAAAUGUGACAUCAGAGAGAGUGAGAAAUGUCUUUACCGGAGCAAGGUGAAGGACCUGGUGGCCAGGAUCUACACCAAGUGGCAGAUGCUCCUCCAGAGGACUAGGCCUCUCAAUGGUAAGCUGUACGACUAUUGGCAGCCUUUGCCUGGGGAUACAUUGACAAGCAGCCAAGAACUGCAGGAGAUGGACAACAGUGAUGAGGGAGAGGGGCCUGUGAUGGAGGAGGACGAAGAAGAGGAAACCAAUGAAACUGAAGAGGCUAUGACUAUUAUUUCUGAGGACGAGAAGAAAAAAGAGGGAGAUGACACAAACAAGACGGGGGACUACAUGGAACCCGAAGAAAUUGAGGGAGACAACACAAUGGAUGACCCAAAGAAGACGGGGGACAAUAUAAAGCCUGAAGAAAAGGAGGGAGAUAAUGCAAUGGAUGACACAAACAAGAUGGGAGAAGACAUGAAGCCAGAAGAAAUGGAGGGAGACAGUUCAAUGGAUGACCCAAACAAGACUGGGGAUGAUCUAAAGCCUGAAGAAAAGGAGGGAGAUAAUGCAAUGGAUGAUACAAACAAGACUGGGGACGAUAUAAAGCCUGAAGAAAAAGAGAGAGACAAUGCAGUGGAUGACACAAAGGAAACGGAAACAACAGAAACCGUUCAUGAGGAGUUGACCCGAGAGAUGCGAGAGACGGUACACAAGCUGGAAAAAGAGUGUACUGAAGCAGAGACUGAAAAUCUGGUUGAGUCAAAAGAAACAUCUCUCCACAACCAGGUUGCAGCAUGUGAUUUAGUGUCAUAGAGAUUUGUAUUUAUCAGCUUUUGCCUUAAUGUUAAGCUCAAUUUGCACAUCUGCUUAUGCUUUUCGAUACCUAAAACCCAUGUUUCAUUGUCAAUAUAAAUACUAAUUGCUUAUUUAUGAAAAAACUUCUUUUUUUUUUUAAUAACUUAAUGUUAAAAUCUUAAGGAAAUGACUUCUCACUGCACCUCUGUUUACUCUUGUAAAAAUGUGUGUGCGUGUAUGUUAAAUACAUUACUGUAUUUGAGUGCCCAC
Molecule: messenger RNA, 4930 nt
Organism: Etheostoma cragini (Arkansas darter)
Lineage: Eukaryota; Metazoa; Chordata; Actinopteri; Perciformes; Percidae
Gene: slf2
Product: SMC5-SMC6 complex localization factor 2
Exons: 21
Coding region: 164-4678 (1504 amino acids)
Source: RefSeq, a predicted model, not a curated record